AUGCUAUCGGCGCCUCAACCUUCGACCUACGCAACCGAUAUCAUCGCGGCAGGCUCCGGUUCUGCUUCUGACAACUCCGACCAUAGUGCAUCACCUACCCCCGACGCCGAAGACCAACCGCCCCCGAGCUCUCGAAAGGGUCCAAUCAGGCAUUACACAACGCUCCAAGAGCAUGCCGAUCAGAUUUUUGAAACCGACGUGUCAGGAAAAGACGAGGCUGUUACCCCAAGGCAUGUCAACAGGCGUGAAGGCUUCAGCUGGGGGCAACAACCGGAGCCUGGAGACCAAAGGCAAAGCCGUCACCCCAUGACUGUGGAGUACGGGCGACAGAGAUCGCCUCCACCACUAGACGAGAUCAUCAGACGAUCCACUGUAAUUGACGAUGCCGACGAUAUCCAGAAUCACAAACUUCGCCAUGUUGACAGCACCGAGUCGCGCGUGUCGACAGCCAUGCGCAUAGCCGACUCUUUCUCUUCGAACGCGAGCGAUUACCAUCCUUACGACAAUCGGAGGUCUUCCAUUAUCGCUUUUGCAAAGGGCAUCGCAAGGCAUGUACCGGAUCUCAGAGUGCUACAUCUGCCAGAGAACAAGCUAGUUCAGCAGAGACGAGAUUCCAAAGACGAUUCCAUCUUGAGGCUACAGAAGAAAGAUCGUGUGCAGUCUUUUGCACCACCACCGUCGCCCAAACCGAGCAACAGUCAUGAGAAGUUACCAAAGCCAGCUGUCGUGAUUGAUGAACCAUCGAUAGCUGUCGAGACAUCCACCCCACCAUCGAACCCGCAGUCACCGGCAACGAAUAGCGGACUUCGAGCCCGUCGGAAUGUACAACUUGGUCUGACAAUGCCGGAUAACAUGCCAGAUUUGCCCGCUCGUGGUCGCUAUCCAGUCGAUGUGGCGGGCAAUAUUGGGGCUCCUCGCGCACGAAGUCCCAAAACACCAUGGAUUCGCAGCGAUCAGCCAAAGCGGGCGCAGGACUGGCUGGUCAAGUCCACGCCCAUCAAAGAAGAAGACUAUAUUGGGGAUAGCAUGUCAAUACUGAACAGCGACAAUCAUGGUGGUCGCGGUCUCUUGCCUGGUAACGACGCAAUGUUCUCCUCACAGUCACCAACGCUUGAACUCCCACCUCUAAAAGUGAGAGAACGGCGUUAUAUGAGUCAUCAACGCACAGGAAGAUCGCACAGUGGACGGAGUAACUACAGCAAUACGAGUGCAAGUGACUCGACUGCACCACAUACGCCGGAUGGUAAUUGGAAAGUACCGGAUGAGGGAGCACAGGCCCAUAGCAAGGUACAAUUACAGCAAAUGGCACAGGAAACAAAGAAGACGCGAGCUUCUCGGUGGAAAUGGAGAAACACAGCGUCUAGUGAAGACACACCUCCGCCUUCUAGACCAGAAUCUCGAGUAAGGCGCCUAUCCAUCAAUCCCUUUAAACGCUCAAAUCGCCUUGCCGACCAGGUUGUCUUUGAAAAAUCUAGACAAAAGACACUUUCACAUCACCCAGCUAGUCGCGGUAAACCAGACCACCAUGCAUCCACAUCCCUAUCACACAUGCAGGCUCCCCCUGCAUUCAUUCCCCCGGGACUCAAUCGUGUCCCCACGCCCCCCAUCUUCGACACCAACGGCGAAGUCAAAGGCAAGCUCGCCGAUUUCCUCUUCGACUUCCAAAGCAGCGGCAUGCGAAGUUCACGCAACAGACCAACAUCGAGUUCCGAAGGGCACUGGGACUCGGACGCACUCCUCAUGAGUCUCUCCACCGACCUUGUGAAUCUCGAUAAUGAUGACGACGAAGAAGAAGAAGGACCUGAAGGGCCGCUCAAAAGCAGCGCCACAAUGAACAGCCUCACUUCCUGCUUCUUCGCCCCAGACAAACAACACCACACCAACAAUCGCACAAGCAGCAUCAGCUACCUAGGCGUCAAACCCCCGCUGAGCCCCUCGUUUGCUGCAAAUUCCGACCCUAUGCUCGGCCACGACGGAUGGUACCGUGUGAACCACGAGCGGGGCGCCCGUCACCGCGACGCGCGCACUGUUGCGGCGCUGGCGAGACAGGAAGAGGAAGAGCGCCGCAAGUUCGAAUGGCUGGUUCCUGAACAUCUGCCGAACAGCCCCUUGUGCCCCUUGCAAGAAAAGUACGUGGGUGUGGGCAAAGGGCUGUGCUACUGGCAUGGGAGGAGGAGUGGAGACAAGAUUAGAGGGGGCGAGUAUGCGAGGUCAGACGUGAAGCCGGAUGCGUGGAAGGCGGUGCUGAGUGGAAGUGGAGAGUAUGCUAGCAGUGGUGGUGAAGGAGAAGCGGCUGUGGGAGCGAAUUUGGCCAUGUCGCCGGGGAUCGGGGGACCGCUGGCGAGGGAGGCAAAGAAAAGGAGAUUGGUUAGUUUGUCUAGUCCGUAA
Messenger RNA from Exserohilum turcica Et28A, 2388 nucleotides. RefSeq lists its product as uncharacterized. The coding region runs from base 1 to 2388 and encodes 795 amino acids. Lineage: Eukaryota; Fungi; Ascomycota; Dothideomycetes; Pleosporales; Pleosporaceae. The transcript has a single exon. The record is from RefSeq and is a predicted model, not a curated record.